CAUCGUCUCCUCUCCUCCAUUCCGACCUGCCUGCUUCCCAAUUCGCAGACAAAGAUGACGAUCACGCAGAUCAUACUAUCUCUGGUUAUAGCUUCCAUUUCCUCAACCUCCAAUGUCUUAGCCGAUCAGAUCUUUCCAACUCAUCUAGUAGGAACGUUCAGCCGAAACAACCGCGAACCAAAGUACACGAUCCAGUAUCUUCCCGAAGAAUCACCGUUUCACCCGAGUGAUAAUCUGGAGGAGUCUAUGGUGAUGCUUGAUAAGCAAGGGAGACGAUUCUUAUGUUUCUUACCGAAGGAGGAGGAAGCUACUAGCGGAUGGACCUCUACUCAGCAGCAGAACGUUAGCACUGUGUUGAUGGAAACGGAUAAGCAGGUGAAGCUUAAGACUCCCGAUGAGUUGCUUCAGCCACUGGAUGAAAAAUGCCUUGUCAGGCAAGAGGGUUGGUGGUCGUAUGAGUUUUGUCAUCUAGGUUCGGUAAGGCAGCUACACAUUGAGGAUGGCACCAAGAUUGUCCAAGAGUUUUCCUUGGGUAAGUAUGACGCAGAGGCAACUGCUGCAUUUAAUCAAAAUGUGUCUGAUGUUUCUACAAUGAAAGAGAGGUAUCACUCUCAUAUAUACACCAAUGGGACCACCUGUGAUCUUACAGGAACUCCUCGUGAAGUUGAGGUGAGGUUUGUCUGCGCUGAAACGAGGGCAAUGGUCACAUCGAUCACUGAGCUAUCUACUUGCAAGUACGCAUUGACUGUUCAGUGCCCGACCUUGUGCAAGCAUCCGCUGUUUCAGCUAGAGAAACCAGUGUCACACACGAUCCACUGCAAUUUGAUCCCGUUGGAAGAAGAGGCAACAAGAAACGAGGAAGAACGAGUCGUAGGCGAAUCACCUACGGAUGUUGAUUCUUGAAAACCGCCUUACUGAAUCACAGGAGUAACUCAGUUAAACAGUGACUGUAUAUAUAAGAGCUAGUACAUCUCCAGUGUCGGUAUUAUAACUCGUUGAAGUGUUCUUAGUUAAGAACCGGUUUAGCUUACCGGUAGAAUGAUUAUACUCUCUUUGUAGCCUUUAGUUUGUUCAGUUUGAAGUUUGGAACCGGUUGAAUUUUCUUCUGUGAAACUGAUAAUGGAAUCACAUGUUCGUCUUGCAAUUGUUUGGUUUGGGUUUAUACUAAGUUCAAUACUUAAACAGAGAACACAACGCA
Messenger RNA from Raphanus sativus (radish), 1198 nucleotides. RefSeq names its product protein OS-9 homolog. Gene Ontology annotation, cellular component: endoplasmic reticulum lumen. Bases 55 to 903 code for a protein of 282 amino acids. The transcript is spliced from 8 exons. Gene Ontology annotation, biological process: retrograde protein transport, ER to cytosol; endoplasmic reticulum unfolded protein response. The record is from RefSeq and is a predicted model, not a curated record. Lineage: Eukaryota; Viridiplantae; Streptophyta; Magnoliopsida; Brassicales; Brassicaceae.